This is a messenger RNA of Neoarthrinium moseri, 663 nucleotides long. RefSeq lists its product as uncharacterized. The transcript has 3 exons. The record is from RefSeq and is a predicted model, not a curated record. Bases 1 to 663 code for a protein of 220 amino acids. NCBI's taxonomy places the organism in Eukaryota, Fungi, Ascomycota, Sordariomycetes, Amphisphaeriales, Apiosporaceae.
AUGGCUACCACAACUGCUGCUGCGUUGGCCACGACGCUCGUCCCCUUCGCCGACUUCCCCUCGUGUGCGACGUCAUGCGGGCCUCUCUGGGAUGCCAACGGUGCUUGUGUGCCGCCAAACGUCGCGACAGCCGACGGAAGCGUCUAUGACAGCUGCUUCUGUGCAUACAGCAAACUGCAGCCCUUCAGCACCGCUACGGCCGGCGUGUGCGACUAUCUGUGUGCUGACGGCCUGAGCGCCGUUCAGGGCUGGUUCACCAGCUUCUGCCAGAACAAGGCGGCCGCGACGACUACGGGUGGCUCGGCAUCGUCGACUAGCGCCAGCGGGAGCAAGAGUUCUUCCAGUGGGGGCGGCGAUUGGCUAUCGAAUCACUGGAAAUGGGUCAUCAUGAUCGUCGUCGUUGUGGUGGGCAUUGCUGGCAUCUGGAUCGGUGCUUGCAUCUGGCGCCGCAAGUACCUCAAGAAGAAGGAUCGCAUGUACGAGCUCGGAAAGGGCCUACCCAGCACCGUGGCGGUCAAUGCCCAGGGGCAGUUGGUCGGACCGGGCGCACCCAAAGCCAACGGUGAUCCGGGCGUCUUCAUGGCGGGAUCGGCUGCAGGGGCGGGAUACGCCGAGAAGCCCAAGAAGGAGAGGAAGAAGUGGAACGUUACCCAGCGGACGUAA